AUUCUCACAGACAACAGCAACGCAUUUGCACACGGACAACGUAUCAUUGGAAGCACAGAUUGGGUCAAGCUAUCACUUGACACAGGCGACGCCUUACCCAUCUCCCAGCCGCCGUAUCACGCAAGUCCAUCUGGACGCAAGGUCAUUGAAGAGACCGUACAAGAGCUAGAAUCACUAGGCAUCAUUGAAGAUUCAGACUCCCCGUGGGCUUCACCCGUCGUAUUGGUUAAGCAAGGGGACAAGGUCCGCUUU
Messenger RNA from Jaminaea rosea, 252 nucleotides. RefSeq lists its product as hypothetical. The record is from RefSeq and is a predicted model, not a curated record. The transcript has a single exon. The annotation marks the transcript as partial. Lineage: Eukaryota; Fungi; Basidiomycota; Exobasidiomycetes; Microstromatales.